UAGAGAGCCGGGACUUGCAUAAUUUUGUAGAGUAACGUCCAAACUAUCUACGCAUGCAAAAAAAUUACUAACAUUGUAUGUUAGUUUUCUGAGAACGGAGCUGGUUUUCCAAAGAUCCUCUGGAAACCGGAUCUCUGGAAUUUUUUCAAAAGUUGUUUCCGCUUGUGAAACGUUCUGCUCAAGUCUUGGCUAUUGAACAGUGAAAAUCGCAGGUCUCUAUCUCAUUCCUAUCAAAAGUUAUUCAAAAAAUGCCCGCGGGUCUUGUAUUUUGGAAUGGAUAGUAGGCUAACGUCACUUAAUUGUAGUUAUCAGCAGAUUCGAGUGUUUUAGAGCUAAUUUAUGAAUCGCUCUAAUGGAGAUAAGAUGGAAAAUUUAGUAUUUUGACCUAAUAUUUGCCUCACCAAUUUCAAAAAACAGGUGUGCCCAAUGUAAUUCGUCGAUCUCUAUGCAACAGUAACUGUCACAUUAAGACCUGGUGAGCUUCCUAGAGAGGAUUAGCUUUUCUAGCAAAAACUCAACCUAGUUUGACCUAAUAUUCGUUUCUACAGCUAUGUGAAGUCUGGAAAUAAGUGUUUCAGAUAUAACUAGACAAACUCUUACCAGCGGUAUAUUAAUUUAAACGGUGCAUUUCAAGAAGUCAAAUUGAACAAGUUGGUCUGAAAAUAAGAUCAAUCAAGUGAAAUUGUUGUCCUAAAAACUUUCUUUACACAGAACAAAAGAGAACAUCACCGUAGAGGAAAAAAACGAAAAAACAUUGAAAACGAAACACACUGAAAAACAAAAGGCAUUGAAAAAGAAAAAACACUAAAAAAGAAAAGGCGUUGAAAAAGAAAAAAACCAUUAAAAAAGAAAAGACAUCAAAAACGAAACACUUCAGAACAUUAUUUCUACAACCAUAAAAGAAAAAGAAAUAAAUAAACAAGAAGCUUCAUUUAUGUACUUUCAAUUAUUAACUGAAAUCUUAAUUGGAAUGGAACUUAAAGAUGAUGAAAAAACUAAUAUGAUUAAUCACUGUCGAUUACAAUAUAUUGGUAAUGACAUAGAUUUGAAGCAAAUCGAUGAAUUUGAGAAGACUUACAGUCCAACCAAAGCCGUAUGGUGGUACACAAGACAUUGCUUUUUAUACGAAAUAUUGAAUAAAGCACUUCGAAUUCAAGACAUUGAUAUUCUGUUUCGAUACCGCUUCUUUUUAACUGAUAUUCACAAUCAAAUAAAACAAUUGCAUUCAGAGUUUAAUCAAUCACUAUCAACACAAAAUAACGACAAUACAGAAAGAAAACUGACUGUGUAUCGUGGCCAAGUUUACCACCACAAAGGUGAAUAUGACAAAGCAUUAGAAUACUAUGAAAGGACAUUAGAAAUCGAGUUGAAUUCAUUACCGUCAAAUCAUCCACCAUUAGCAACCACAUACUCCAGAAGACACAUGAAAUUAACAGCAGUACCAUCAAAUCAUUCACGAUUAACAACUGCAUACUGUAACAUUGGAGCAGUUUGCUAUGAGAAAUAUGAAUACCACAAAGCAAUAGAAUAUUACGAAAAGCCACUUGAUCUUCAGUUGAAGUCACUACCAUCAAAUCAUCCACGAUUAGCAACUACCUACUGUAGCAUUGGACUCGUUUAUCACGAGAACGGUGAAUACGACAAAGCACUAGAAUAUUACGCAAAGACACUGAAUAUUCAGUUAAAGUCAUUACCAUUAAAUCAUCCACGACUAGCAACUACCUACUGUAGCAUUGGACUAGCUUACCACAAGAAAGGUGAACACGAUAAAGCAUUAGAAUAUUAUGAACAGACAAGUGAUAUUCAGUUAAAGUCGUUACCAUCGAAUCAUCCACGAUUAGCAACUACAUACUGUAGCAUUGGACCAGUUUACCACGAGAAAGGUCAAUACGAUAAAGCAUCAGAAUACUAUGAAAAGGCCCUUGAUAUUCAGUUAAAGUCACUGCCAUCAAAUCAUCCACGAUUGGCAACUACACAUUGUAACAUUGCAGCAGCUUCCUAUGCCAAAGGUGAAUACGAAAACGCAUUACAAUAUUAUGAAAAGGCCCUUGACAUUCAAUUAAAAUCAUUACCACCAAAUCAUCCACGAUUAGCAACCACAUACUGUAACAGUGGAGCAGUUUAUUCUAAGGAAACCGAACGCCAUAAAGCAUUAGAAUAUUAUGAAAAGGCCCUUGAUAUUCAGUUAAAGUCAUUACCAGCAACUCAUCCAUCACUAGCAAAUACAUACUGUAGCACUGGAGCAGUUUCCUAUGAGAAAGGUGAAUAUGAUAAAGCACUAGAAUAUUAUGAAAAGGCACUUAAUAUUCAGUUAAAGUCAUUACCAUCAAAUCAUCCAGCACUAGCAACUACAUACUGCAGCAUUGGAGCAGUUUCCUAUGAGAAAGGUGAAUAUGAUAAAGCAUUAGAAUAUUAUGAAAAGACACUUAAUAUUCGGUUGAAGUCAUUACCAUUAAAUCAUCCAUCACUAGCAACUACAUACUGUAGCAUUGGAGCAGUUUCCUAUCGAAAAGGCGAAUACGACAGAGCACUAGAAUAUUAUGAAAAGGCACUUAAUAUUCGGUUGAAGUCAUUACCAUCAAAUCAUCCAUCACUAGCAACUACAUACUGUAGCAUUGGAGCAGUUUCCUAUGAGAAAGCAUUAGCAGUUACACACUGUAACACUGGAGCAGUUUUCUAUGAAAAAGCUGAAUUUGAUGAAGCAUUAGAAUAUUAUGAAAAGACACUUAAUAUUCAGUUGAAGUCAUUACCAUCAAAUCAUCCAUCACUAGCAACUACAUGCUGUAGCACUGGCGCAGUUUCCUCGAAGGAAGAGCAGUAUGAAAAGACCCUUGAUAUUCAGUUGAAGUCAUUACCAUCAAAUCAUCCGUCGUUAGCAACUACAUACUGUAAGAUUGGAGAAGUUUGCUAUGAGAAAGGUAAAUACAAUAAAGCGUCAGAAUAUUAUGAGAAGACACGUGAAAUUCAGUUGAAGUCGGUGCCGUUAAAUCGGCCACGAUUAGCAACUACAUACUGUAACAUGGGAGCAGUUUCCUAUGAGAAAGGUGAAUACGAUAAAGCACUAGAAUAG
This is a messenger RNA of Didymodactylos carnosus, 3070 nucleotides long. The record is from the annotation of a GenBank genome assembly. Lineage: Eukaryota; Metazoa; Rotifera; Eurotatoria; Philodinida; Philodinidae.